AUGCAGUGGGGAAACUCCCGAACUCAGCUGAGGGAACUAAACGUAUACUCCAGUCUGGUAGUCGUUCAGCGUGCGGAGUCAAUCGAGAUUGAGCUGCAGACGGCGCAGGAAGAGUGCACGGUCAUGCAUGCGGAGGUGACGGCGAAGACGGCUACCAUUGAGGAACGAGAGACCAAGUUGGCCGAGAUGAAGGGGGAGUUGGAAGGGCUACAGAACGAGGUAGCGGACGCGGAAGCUCAGGAAGAAUAUGAUGCCUUGUUGAAGUCGAUUGAGGAAGAGGAAAGGGAGUGCAAUGAGUUGGAAGCGAACCUGGCUCAGCGACAAAGGGAUUUAAAGGCUAGGGAGCAGGUCUUGACUGAAGCAUUGGAGCAGUUGAGGUCCCAACGGAGGAGCACUUCGCGUUUGUCAGAUGGACCGAGUGGGAGUGAUGACGGGGAGUGUUUACAAGAAGAGGAUGAGACGGAGAGAGAUAUUCGCAUGUCGGAGUUACGGUUGAAGCUCGAGUCACAGAAAAUGGAGCUUGCUGUUCAAAAGGAACUCAGAGUGAAAAAUGAGAGGCUCAUCAAAGAUCUAGAAGACCGCAUUCAGUACACCACUCAUAAACAUAUCGUAUUCGUAUUCGUCCGGUCCCUCAGGCGUAUGGACUCACAACAGGAACAGAUCAUCGCGGAGCUCGUUCCGUCAAUGUGA
Molecule: messenger RNA, 690 nt
Organism: Perkinsus marinus ATCC 50983
Lineage: Eukaryota; Perkinsozoa; Perkinsida; Perkinsidae
Product: tropomyosin, putative
Exons: 4
Coding region: 1-690 (229 amino acids)
Source: RefSeq, a predicted model, not a curated record